AUGGUGGCCACCUCUGCUACCUCGCUUCAACCUAAUGGAAAUGGCAACAGUGUUGGAUUUGCUGGACUGAGUUGGGAACAUAACUCUGGCAUAAUGAAGGUUAAACCAAACACCCCCGCCGAGACCAAAAGGCAGAAGACACAUGAUAGGAAGGAGACAAGUAUUGAUCUUCCGGAGGACUUAGUGAUAAACAUAACGGCAAGACUGCCGCUGAAAAGUGUCGUUAGGUUCAAGUUGGUGUGUAGAGAAUGGAAAUUGCUUACGGAAUCUGCAUUUUUUCGCGGUCUCUACAGUAGCAACUUAAGUUCAACCUCUUCUUCUUACUGGUCUAUCUUUCACGGAGAUCACAAAUCCCGACAUUCUAGUUUGGAGGAGUUGAAAGUACUCGACGAGCCAUCAUGGCAUGGUGAUUCCUCUUUUGCAAGUUUUGUGACUCGAAACAUUAAGAACAAGAUCAAAGAGAUUAGGGUUGUGGCUUGCACUGAUGGAUUGGUUUUGCUGCGUCUCGAGGAUGAGGAGGACAUGAAGAUACGUUACUACAUUGGCAAUCCCGUACUACCACAAUGGAUUCAACUCCCUCCUCCUACUCCUGAUGUGCCACACCCAUACAAAUAUGGUUUCAGUGACACGGGACUUGUGACGCGAAUGCACAAUGGUGCUCUCUUAGAUUACAAGGUUGUUCGAUUAUACAGCGAAGCAGUUAAGUUCUGUUUUUUUUCUCCAACAUGGAGUUUUGAUAUCUUUUCAUCCACUACGGGGGAAUGGAGUGUUAAAAAGGUUUCUUGUCCUGGGAAGGGUGUUUCUAUGCGCAGCAUAUCCAAUCCCAUUUCUUUGGAUGGGAAACUUCACUGGCCUGACCAGUCCCGACGUAUUAUUGUCUAUGAUUUCUUCUCUCAUGAUGAUCACGUUCGAGCCUUAUGCCUACCCGCAAGGAUGCAAGGUACUCAGUGGGAUCCAUUUGAGACCACAUGCUAUAAAGUAUUUUGCCCCUCUCCAUGUGGUAAACUGAUAUGCACCACCUCGCAAGGAUAUUUUGUGCUUGUUGAUGUUGGAUUGAUAGAAGAAGAGGUCAAGAGCUAUAAUGUUAGGGUUUGGAGGCUCAAGUGUGAUUCAUGGAGCUGGGAAAAGGUAUGGGAAAUCAACAUGGCAUGUGUAGGGCUUGCUCCUAACUGUGUUCCAAUGGCAGUCAACUAUUUUGAUAUCGACAUCAUCUACCUAUGGGACUUAGACCGCAAAUGUUUCCUUGGUUAUAAUCUUCGGGAAAAUACAAUAUCUUAUAAAGCUCGUAGGGAUGGUGUGUACAAGGUGUUCACUUCUAUUUUUAGAAUGAAAGAAGAUGGUGUCUACUACGAUGAAGAUACUAUAUGUUUCGAGGGGUAUCCGUGCCUUAUGCAAUAUAUUCCGUCUUUGCAAGUUGUACCUACGUACAAAGGAAGUAGAAAGUAG
Capsella rubella is the source of this 1446-nucleotide messenger RNA. RefSeq names its product putative F-box protein At3g23950. The transcript has a single exon. Gene Ontology annotation, molecular function: protein binding. The record is from RefSeq and is a predicted model, not a curated record. Lineage: Eukaryota; Viridiplantae; Streptophyta; Magnoliopsida; Brassicales; Brassicaceae. The coding region runs from base 1 to 1446 and encodes 481 amino acids.